Myodes glareolus (Bank vole) is the source of this 4609-nucleotide messenger RNA. RefSeq names its product transcription factor A, mitochondrial (gene Tfam). Gene Ontology annotation, biological process: regulation of transcription by RNA polymerase II. NCBI's taxonomy places the organism in Eukaryota, Metazoa, Chordata, Mammalia, Rodentia, Cricetidae. The record is from RefSeq and is a predicted model, not a curated record.
UCCCAUAGUGCCCCGCGCGCGGCGGGCAUGAUAACAAACGCCCGGGGCUCCCACGCGGCUUGUUCGGCUGUGUGGGCACCGUGGUGUGUACCACGACGGCUGUCCGCAAGCGGCGCCGAGCCAGCGCAUCGCCGGCCCGAGCGAUGGCGCUGUUCCGGGGAAUGUGGGGCGCGCUAAGAGCACUCGGACGCUCGGGGGCCGAGAUAUGCGCAGGCUGCGGGGGUCGCCUGCCCUCGCCGCUCAGCCUUGUCUGUAUUCCGAAAUGUUUUUCAUCCAACGUGGGUAAUCAUCCAAAGAAACCUUUGACUUCAUACCUUCGAUUUUCUACAGAACAGCUACCCAAAUUUAAAGCUAAACACCCAGAUGCAAAACUUUCAGAACUGAUUAGAAAAAUUGGGGCUGCAUGGAGGGAACUACCGGAGGCAGAAAAAAAAGUGUAUGAAGCUGAUUUUAAGGCAGAAUGGAAAGCGUACAAAGAAGCUAUGAGCAAGUUUAAAGACCAGCUAACGCCAACUCAGUUGGUAUCUUUUGAGAAAGAAGUCAGACAAAAACGUUUAAAAAAGAAAGCUUCAAUAAGAAAGAGAGAAUUAACUUUGCUUGGAAAACCAAAAAGACCUCGAUCAGCAUACAACAUUUAUGUAUGUGAAAGCUUCCAACAGGCUAAAGAUGCCUCUGCUCAGGUAAGCAGAGCUGCAGGUUGUUUGCAGGGAAAACUGAAGACUAUAAAUGAGGCUUGGAAAAAUCUAUCUAGUGACGAAAAGCAGGUAUACAUUCAGCUUGCUAAAGAUGAUAGAAUUCGUUAUGAUAAUGAAAUGAAGUCUUGGGAAGAGCAAAUGGCUGAAGUUGGACGAAGUGAUCUCAUCCGUCGCAGUGUGAAACGAUCAGGAGACAUUCCUGAGAAGUAAAAGAUAGAAGAUGAGCUGUCUUUGUGAUUAGGCACCAGAAACCAGUUAGGUCUCAAUGCCUUACGCUGUCAAAGUAGAAAGGAUAAGGUCGGUUAACAGUUGCUAUUCAGUUCCUUUUUCUGUAGCCCAUGGACUUCUGCCUGUUGAAUACAUUUCUGUUAUAAUCUCAAGCCCUGACAGUGGGAGAUCCUGCAGAGUUCUGCGUUUUCCUUAAGAACUGGGGAUGAGACUGCCCGUGCAUCUGCAUGUAGUGGGGAUGAAUCAUUCUGGGUUUGAUGGAGGUAGAUAGACUGUGAAGUAACUUUUACACUCGUGCCAGUUAUGUCAGGUUUUGUGAAGUUUUUACACUGAUGACAAUACCAUGGGUGUGUGAAGUUUUUACACUGAUGACUGUUACGUGCAAGUGUGCCCCCGUGUUCUGGGGCCAGAGCUGCCUUCACAGCUAUGGCAGAGCUGUGACGUAACUGCGUAAUCAAAGAAGCUUUCAGACUCAUUAGAUGAAGUGAUUCCUAGGCACAAAUGAUGUAUAGAAUUGAUGCUUGUACAUGUAAGUGAUUGCUGACAUCAUAACAGCUUUUUUAUAGUAGUAGGAACAAAGAGAUUUACAAACCUUUUUCAUUAUUUUUUUCCCUAAAGUAAAAACUAAAAAAUUAUGUACCAGGUCUAUGCAUAUUGUUUUUAUUGCAUAGAAUAAAAAUUGUAAUUUUCCAAACAUGUUUCUGAAUUAUGUAUUUUAAGAUGAAUUAUUUGGUUAACAGAUUUUUUUUCUUAUAAGGUGAGGAUUUUUUUCCUGAAUUACUUUUUCAUGUGAGAAUAUUCACAGAGCUUGUGUGGCCUAAUUUUUAAAUGAGAAAUGUGAAAAAGCAAGUCUACGAAGUCAGAGAUCUGAAUAUUGUCCAUGACUGCUACCGGAGAGCCAGCUGCUGAGCUGACCAGGUCCAGCCACUGACUGACUGCUUUUCAGAGCCUAUUCAUUAGAAAUGUAUUUAUAAUUUAAAUAGGUUUUUAAAAAGAAAACCAUAAACGUGAAAAUUAACAUGCUCUUUAGUGUUUGUGAAUAGAAUUGGAACACAGCCAUAUGCUUUCUCGGGUUUGGUAUGUUGGGUGCUCUGCUACAGGACCUGGGCUGGGAAGCCGCAGUGUACACAUGUGGCCCUUUGCAGAUAGUUUGCCACCAUGGUUUGUGGUAUGGUGCAUUGUGGCUACUGUGCAUGAAGUGCUAGUUUUCUCAGCUGUCCUUGAUGUUCUUGUGGAACUGUCGUCCUGUCUUAGGGUUUCACUGGGUCAGUGUAAGUCUAAUUGUUCCUGUGCAAGCAAGGGAAAUAGUCUUUAAUCUCAGGUAGUGUUUAGUAUAGAGCAAAAGGCCAUGGUGUAUGAAAUGAAGCCUUCCUUAUCGUUACUGCCGCCCAGAAGCAUCUUCCCACCUUUGAGCUGGCACAUCCACAAGCCCUCACAAGCCCAGGCUAUCACUCUUCAACAUCUGUUCUGUUUUAGAGAACAAGUAGUUUCAAACCCACACCACUGAGCAGGCCUCAGGCACGGGUCACUUCGCACUCAUGUAUUUUAUGUACUGAAGAUGCUCAGAGAUUGUGCACUUAGAACUCUAGGGGACUCAGGUGUUUCUCUUUGCUUUGUUCAUGGGAAAGUAGGUUUGAAAUCACUGAACUUGACAAGGUAGGAACAGAGGAACAUACGGAGGGGAGAGGUGAGAUUUAUAUAUGUAACUGAUAGGAAGCUUGCCUAGACUGUGCAAGGCUUUCAGUUCUAUUUCUAGCACUGCAACUCUCUGAUAGGUAAUCAGAAUUUUGAAGAUGAAUUUAAAAAACUUAAUUUUUCCCAGUGUAUUUGAAUUCAGGCCUGAUUUUUUUUCCCUUGUUGAAGUAGAUGGCAUGGGUUUGAAGCCAGAGUAGUUUGGAGGUGGGGGGCCAGGGUGAGCUGGUGUGGUCACAUUAUUGUUAUCUUCCCAAAUGCAAUUCCAGGAGAGGCUUUAGCCCUGAGUUCCCACAGUGUUGUCUGGAAGGGAACUGAUUUGUGCUGUCCUUGUGACAUUGGCCACGUGCUUCAGAGCAACCCAGAGCGGCAGGCACUGUAGUGAUGCAUGGCAGUGCCACGGGUCCCAGAGUUCUAGCCGUGUAACCACUUAACUCCAGGUCUACCUUUUCAUGAUGCAUGGUUGAAUUUGAUUUUCAUUGUUUGUAAGAGAAGCUCACUUUUAAUAGCUUUCCAUCCCUUCUCCCCCAUACCUCCUUUAUUCCCCCCACCCCCCCUUUAAAGACUCUCUGUGUAGAUAAAUCUGACUUUGAACCUACAGAGAUCAGCCUGCCUCUGCCUCCUAAGUGCUGGGAUUAAAGAAGUGUACCACCACAUCUGGCAUCCAUGCCACGCCCUCACGAUUUUUUUAAUUCAGUAAAUGUUAAGAGUGGCCUACCAUAUAGUUGUACACAUUAAUUUUUUAUUGUCAGGGAUGAGAACACAGCAUCAGUAAUCAAUGGCCUGUUUGUUGUUGUUUUCUUUUGUUUUGUUUUGUUUUGUUUUUUCAGCAACAAAGCAGUUACCAAAGGGACUGAAAAAGCACUGGAAGGAACUGAAGGGAUGAGGUGGAGCUGUGUUUGUACAGCAUUAGAUUGCUGUGUGAGGACUUUGUGCUUCUGAGGUUGGAGUGACAGUGUCAGGAUGUCUGAUUGUUGAGGUCUACAAGGACUUGGUGCUAAUUAUACUUUCUGAUGUUUAUAUAACAUUGCUGACAGCCUGCUUGUCUGGCUAGCUCCUUUUUUGGCAAUGCACUUUGUGGUGGUUGAAAUAGGUAUGGCCCCCCAAACUCCUGUUUGAAUGCUUGGCCCUUAGGGAGUGGCACUAUAAGGAGAUGUGGCCUGGUAGUAACUGUCACUCUGGAGGUGUGUUUUGAGGUCUCAUGCUCAGGCCACUCCCACUGUGACAAUUCUCUUGCUGUUGCUUGUGGAUCAUUUAGAACUCUUAGCUCCUCCGGUACCAUGUCUGCUUACAUGCUGCCACCCUUCUCACCAUGACAAUGGUGGACUAAACCUCUGAACUAUAAGCCUGCCCCACUUACAUGUCUUCCUUUAUAGGAGUUGCCGUAGUCAUGGUGUCUCUUCACAGCAAUAGAAACCCUAACUGAGACACCCUUAAAAACAACCAAAAACCCUAGCUGGUACCAGUGUGUAUUUCUAAAUUUAAAAGUUGGUAUUAGUAUAUUUUAAAUGGAUUGAAGGUAGCUAGAAAAUCUUCCCGGGUUUCCUCACAUUCACUGUCCCACCAGGGGGCGCCGAAACAGCAGCUUUAAGGUAGAUCGUACCCAUCAAUUCUGUUUAGCUGGCUUCAAGAAUCUUCUUUUCUUCCCUGACAGUAACCCUCCCUCCUUUAUCACACUUGGCACCAGCCUGUCACUGACAAGUUUGGAAAUGUUAUAACAGUGUUUGUAUGUUUUGAAGUAUAAACAAUACUUUUUUAUAAUUGAACUUAAAAAAUAAAAUGAAUUUAUUACUCUGAAUUUGUAAAACUUCCCAAGCAAAAAGUAAAAUUAUGCACAAAUGAUCAAUUGUUUAUCAUUCACAAGUCAAAUACUUUCGGUAAUUCAACCACUGACUGUAUUUGUUAUAAAAUACAUUAAACAUAAAACCACUCUUUUGUAAAGUUAGAAAUGCUGACCAAGAAACUGCAUAUUUAAAUUAAAUGCUAAACAUGAA